Messenger RNA from Arabidopsis lyrata subsp. lyrata, 1056 nucleotides. Its product is annotated as basic leucine zipper 43. NCBI's taxonomy places the organism in Eukaryota, Viridiplantae, Streptophyta, Magnoliopsida, Brassicales, Brassicaceae. Gene Ontology annotation, molecular function: DNA-binding transcription factor activity. The transcript has a single exon. The coding region runs from base 206 to 943 and encodes 245 amino acids. The record is from RefSeq and is a predicted model, not a curated record. Gene Ontology annotation, biological process: regulation of DNA-templated transcription.
UUAUGUGAUUGAAGAAUUGAAUCACUAGAUCUUUUAUUUUAGCACGCGGUUGUUGAUAUGGUGAUUGGAGUACCACAACAUAAUAUAGCUCGCAAACUAUUUACAGAAAACAACAUCACGACAAGUAUUUUAGACAAAUUUUAUAAACUAAGUUAUUCAGAUUUCAUUAAAGUAGUUCAAUAAUUUUAUAGGUGAAAAAUAGAUCAUGUUUUUUUUUUAUAAAUUUUUUUGUUAUAUAAAUACACGUUCUAGCUGCAGGAUUGUUAGAUGCUUUAAUAUUGGUUUGACCCAAAUGAAGAAACCAUGGUCCACAUUGUCCCCUACUAAUCUAUAUGAACACCUCUUCUCACCACACACACCAAACAUUCAUCACAACUCUCUAAAUCCUACUAUCUUUCUUUUCUCUCAUCACCUAAGAAUUAACCCUACCUUGCGGUCCAAGUCUCCACCGAUAAUGCAACCAGCAACCAACAUUUUCAGCCUCCAUGGUUGCCCACCUUCGUACCUCUCCCAUUUCCCUACAUCCACGCCAUUUUGCGGACAAAACCCUAAUCCAUUCUUCAGCUUCGAAAGUGGUGUGUAUACUCCACAGUUCAUGAGUUUGAGCAGCAACAACUCGACCUCAGAAGAAGGAGAAGAGAAUCUUACAGAGAUAUUCAAUGAGCGGAAGCAAAAGAGGAAGAUAUCGAACAGAGAAUCGGCCAGGAGAUCGCGUAUGAGGAAGCAGAGACAGGCAGAUGAGCUUUGGUCACAGGUGAUGUGGCUUAGGAAUGAGAAUCAUCAGUUGCUUCGUAAGCUUAACUGCGUUUUAGAGUCUCAAGAGAAGGUUAUUGAAGAGAAUGCUCAGCUCAAAGAGGAAACCUCUGAGCUUAAGCACCUGAUUAGUGAUAUGCAGCUUCAGAAUCAAAGUCCUUUCUCUGGUAUCAGAGACGACAUUGUAUAGAUGAUGUUUAAGUGGCUCUAGUAUGUAUCUAUAAAUGUAUAUCCAGAGAUGAUCUGUCUCAGAUUAAGACCAUAAAUUAGUAAAUUAGUCAAUUUUAAAAGCAGAGUUCUUUA